AUGUCUAAUGCUAAUGAACGACCUGAAGAGAACAUGGCUGGCCGUGGGAAUAUGGAGAACGGCAGCAACGGUGGGGAUCCUGGGAGUAAUGGAAGUGGAGGAUCCAGAAGUCAUUUUACUAUUGCGAUAAAUUAUGCUACGCUGUCAGGGAAUGGCGAGCAAAACGGUGCAAGUGCGGGCACUGGUGUGUUUCCACCGAUGAUAUUUCGAUUUGCGGAUGUGCCCAGUGACACAUCUUCUGGGAGAUUGAAUGAAGUGAUUGCAUUGGCAAGUGAAUACAUUUUCCAGACUUUGACCCGGGAUCAAAGGAGACAGAGAGGUCUUACCAGAGAGGCAUUUGAGAAAUUGGAGCUAAGAGACGUGGAUACUCUGGAAGAUAAUACAUGUGCAAUCUGUUAUGAUGAGCUAACGAAUGAUCCAAAGGAUUUUGCCAAUUUGUCUUCGAAAAGAAGUAGAGAAGGUGAGAAUGGAGAUGGAAAUGACGAUGAAGGAAAUGCGGAGGAGUCGGUUCCUGAUUCACCAAGAAAAAGACAGCGUACCGUAGAAUCAGAGGAAGAGGAUUUGAAUGUCGAUGUAAACUCAGACCCAUUUCAAGUUCCAGGCCCAACACCUACUCCAACCCCGACCCCCAUCUCGACGACGGCCACAGAACCAGCAGAAUCAGCAGGACCGGCAAACACAACGACAACGGAGCCUAACCUAGAUUCUGCUCCGAACACGAAUAAUAGCCCUAAUAGCCAAGGUGAAGAUGCUUCAAAUUAUGGUCACUCAGCUACCGUACUACCGUGUGGCCACAUUUUUGGACGAGAUUGUCUCUUCACGUGGACAACCGAACACAACAGCUGUCCUAUUUGCAGAGCAUCGAUUCUGAGCGAAGACGAGUUAAAUGACGUACAUAAUAGAGAGAAUGAGUCAGCAGGUGCAGCCAUGAAUAAUGGCAACGGUCCGGAUGCCGCACAACAGUCAACCUUUGAGUCCAUCAGAAGAUUGCUUUACGAGAGAUCUCCAGAACCUGCAGUAGCCAACAAUAUUGCAGAAAGAAAUACCAACACCAAUGUCAACAACACUGGUGAACAAUCUACAAGUUCCGAUAAUAGUGAACACCCAACCACUGGCGAUAGCUCCAAUACCAGUACGAAUACGGGUGCGACUGAUAGCAGACAAGCAGGUGAUGCUACUCAAGAUAUUACAAACACUAACAACAACACAUCAAGGUCCUUUUCUACAAGCUUUAUCUUUUUCUUAUCUGAUAUCCAUGCGCAUCCGCGUACAACGGCAACAAUGCCAAAUUCUGAUACUACAGGAGCUAAUCAAUCUGCAGGACGUGCUGCCUCUCCAUCUCCUGCAACGAAUAUUUCACAAGGUUCUUUCUUGGAUGCAAGAAAUGAGAGAUCUAAUACCAAUACCAAUACCGAUACCAAUACCAAUACCAAUACCAAUACGGAUACAACUACCGAAAGAGCAAGUACAGGAACAACUACGGGGAAUAAUACUAACAAUAUCAAUACAGGAGUGAAUGGACCGACAAUAACCCAUUUCAACGAUUUGCCGGAGGAUAAUAGAAGGUUAUUAGGAAACAUCAGAGCUAUCCUUCGUAGAGCGCAAGAAGAGAGAAAUUCUACCGGACGUCCAACGGAUAACAACGAGCAAACAGCAAACUCACAGAACAACACUGGCGCCCACGAUCUUGGACAAAACACCCGAAGGUUCUUCAACCUCUUACCACUUCUUGGUCGCAGACAACAAUCACCUGGCAACAACGAAACAAAUACGACAACGCCUAGCAAUUCACAGCCUCCUUCUACGGACCUACAUACUGAUCCUGCAUUGGAGAACCGUUACUCAGCAUACUUGGAACAUCUUAAUACCCUGCGUAAUGGUAACCGUCCUCCCACAGAAUCAACUGGAAGUAGGUUCAGAUUACCUUCUUUUUUCAGGUUGGGACGCCAGCAAGCUGCUCAUCGCCAUGAAGGUGGUAGAAGGCCUUCUGAUGAACAGAACAAUGUAACAAAUAACCCACUUUUAAAUCCAAAUGCCAACCUUUUCAGCUCCGGUGUAGCCAGUUAUCGUCAUGCCAACGGUGUAAGAACCGUUAAUUUCACAGGUGACAUCCCCGAGCCACCAACAGCUACAAACACACCACAGGCUAAUCAACAACAAGAAAAUGAUGAUGAACAACAGCAACAACACCAAGAUCAAGAGUAG
Kluyveromyces marxianus DMKU3-1042 is the source of this 2205-nucleotide messenger RNA. RefSeq names its product ubiquitin-protein ligase SAN1 (gene SAN1). The coding region runs from base 1 to 2205 and encodes 734 amino acids. The record is from RefSeq and is a predicted model, not a curated record. NCBI's taxonomy places the organism in Eukaryota, Fungi, Ascomycota, Saccharomycetes, Saccharomycetales, Saccharomycetaceae. The transcript has a single exon.